CCACGGACAGCCCGCCAUUUUGUGAAUGGAGCAGCUAUAGCUAGCUAGUUAGCUCGUUAUCUUGCCUUAUUUGUACCUAGUGCAGAGUACGGCAGACAGCUGUUUACAGACGCGGGUACUUGGGCAUUUGAUUAUCGUAUUUUAUAGGGGGUAGCGAGGCUACGUAAACCCGAUUAAUCUGAUCAUUUAGCCAUCUUCGUGUACUUUACAUUUGUAAACAUGAGUUACAGUUAUGGCAGACCGCCACCCGCAAUUGAGGGCAUGACUUCACUGAAAGUGGACAACUUGACGUACCGUACCUCACCCGAGACCCUUCGCCGUGUCUUCGAAAAAUAUGGGAGAGUCGGAGACGUCUACAUCCCGAGAGACCCAUACAGCAAGGAGAGCAGAGGCUUCGCUUUUGUUCGGUUCCACGAUCAACGAGACGCCGAGGAUGCGAUGGACGCCAUGGAUGGUGCCUUCCUAGACGGCCGCGAACUACGGGUUCAGAUGGCCCGGUAUGGAAGACCCCCAGACUCACACUACGAACGUAGUGGAAGAUCUCAACGAAGGCACGGCGGACGGCGCAGUAGAAGCCCGAGACGGCGGAGACGCAGCCGCUCCAGAAGCCGCUCCCGUUCCCGCAGCCGUUCCCGCUACAGCCGGUCCCGCUCCAGAUCCCGGUCCCGCUCGUACUCCCGCUCCAAGUCCCGCUCCAAGUCUCGCUCGCAGCGCAGGAGCAAGACCAAGUCGCCCUCCCGCUCCAGAUCCAGAUCCAAGUCCAAGUCCAAGUCCAAGUCCAAGUCCCGGAACCGGUCUCCGAUGUCCAACAAAGGGUCGAAGUCCAGGUCGAGGUCCAGGUCCAGCAGUCCCGUGAAGUCGGUGGGAGAGAAUGGGACCUCAUCCCCUUGAAGCGACGCCACGUUGCAGAUGUCUUCAGGUGCGACCCCAAUGCCGCCUUCUCUCUGAUCUGACCCCGGCUUCCGCAACCCUCGGACGAGAAGCCUUCGCCCCUUCGCAGUCAUGUCUGGACUAAAAGGCAGGUGAGUAGCGGUUGAGUUGUGCUGGUUAGCUGGUUAAGAUGGCGUGUUGCUGUUGCUGUUGCUUGGCUGGUUUCCGGUUUUCUCCAGAUAUCGCCAGUGGUGACGGUCGCCCUGGUGACUGACCACUGAGUGACAGUGGGUGGCUACACGUGGCCCUAUCCUUAUUUGUUUUUUGGUAAAUGCAUCACAAAUGUUUGAUAUGCCAUCACACUUAGUUGUUAUUUUUAAAUGAUUAUUUGGCAAUUCUAAAGGAGACUGGUGCCGUCACGGCCCACGAGCAGCCCAGAGAGGCCCGUCUGUACGCUCCAUAAGUGGUUCUGUAAAUCAAUCAUCUGUUCUCAUGAGAUUAAUAAUAAAAAAGAACUGAGUGAACUGG
Messenger RNA from Sardina pilchardus (European sardine), 1398 nucleotides. It is a transcript of the gene srsf2b, whose product is annotated as serine and arginine rich splicing factor 2b. Gene Ontology annotation, molecular function: RNA binding. The transcript has 4 exons. Bases 220 to 891 code for a protein of 223 amino acids. The record is from RefSeq and is a predicted model, not a curated record. NCBI's taxonomy places the organism in Eukaryota, Metazoa, Chordata, Actinopteri, Clupeiformes, Clupeidae.